Molecule: messenger RNA, 831 nt
Organism: Seminavis robusta
Lineage: Eukaryota; Bacillariophyta; Bacillariophyceae; Naviculales; Naviculaceae
Source: the annotation of a GenBank genome assembly
AUGGAGAUCCUAGAGAAGGGGCAGUGCGGGAAGACCACCAAGAAAGCCGAAGGACGGAAGAAGGAAUCGAAGAAGGACUCUCACAAGGACAAGAGCAAGAAGGCCCCCAAGAAGAAGGUGGAAGUGGAAAAUGUGGAGGAAAACGAAGCAGAUGAUCGCAAGUCUACGGAUGAGGAACUCAGUGAUAGCGAGGACGAAUCCAGCCAGGAGAGUUCCCACAAGAAUCGGAAGAAGCGCAAGAAAAAGGAGAGCCGCAAGAAGAAGAAGGAGAAAGAGAAGAAUGUAAACCGUGGCCGCAAGGGCAACCGCAAGGGUACCCGUAAGCCACGAUCUCGUUCUCCAUCAGAUUCAUCCAGCUCAUCUAGCGAAUCCAGCAUGUCUAUGAACGUGUCCACUUCCUCUGGCUCAGAGUCCAGCGGAUCGACCAACAGGAGCCGAGUGUCGCGGAGCCUUUCACCACCACCAAGACAAUGGUAUGCCCUAUUAUUCGCGCACCGAAACCGUCAGGGAGUGUUCGAUAGCAGGCACCGAGCGGAGAAGUAUGCCACCAAAUACUCCAUCAUCAAGAAAUUCUGUACCAAGAAUGAAGCCAAGGAAUGGAUUGAAUGGAUGACCAAGAAAUCCAAAGGAGAUGGAAACUUGGAUGGUGCUGACCAAGAAGCUGAGAUCCGGUCUAAGACGGUAGCCCGACCACCCAUGCAACUGAAUGGAAGGGACAAGUCGGCUAAGAAGAAGGAUGAAGUCUUCGGAGUUAACUUAGAUGUUGAUGGUGCCGAACUCAAGAGGAAGCUGUCCCCACCAGGAAUUCCCUGUUUGAGAUCGCCACGGUGA